AUGGAAGAAGAUUACCCCCGUGAUGGAAUCCCACAGCCACCCGAUAUAGCAAAACGAACACGUUGUUACAAGUUGAAUCUGAACGCCGAGAUUCAUCCGAUUUCUCCUUCUUUCGUCGGGCCAUUCGACGACGUACCUCCACCGCUCACAUUCAGCACCAGUGAUGAUUCCUCUGUUGACGUCACCACCACACAGGUCGCCAUAAGAACGGCAAAAAUCUUCCGGGGAAUUACAGUAGGAAAGGAUGGAACCAUUUUGUCACAGAAUGCUCGGGCUACCCGCAGCAACCGCGGCUCCAAGAAUAAAAAAGGAGAGAAGUCGCGACAAGCUUCCAAAAUCGAAAAGGCGAAAGACCUAGUUGAAGAAUCUAUGUUGACUGGAAAGGCACCAGAUUCUGAUGAGCCCGCAAAUAUGCUCUCCCUUGUUGUAAUGGGCGAGUUUGAUGAUAUGAAACAUCUCGUACGUGAUGGUGCCAAGAAACUUCGAGAUGCGACGGACCUACCUGAGGAUACGCUUUUGAAUACAAACAGCAACCGCGAAGGUAUGAGUUUGAGGAGCCCACGGAAGCGUAUCUCGCCAAAUCAUGUCGGGGGACAUAGAGGUUCAACUCUACAAACACCCAACAAAAUUCGUCCCGUGGGUUUGCCACAGAGUGCGCCCCCUAAGGCCAAAGUUGGUAUCAGAGAUCGUCCAAAGUAUGCUGAUGACGAUAAUCGAUUUCGAGGUUCUUCUGGCUACCACGAUGCCUCUGGAUCUUCUCGCGAGGUUGCGCCGAACCAUGGCGAAGGAGAUUGGAGCAACACAUUGAGUUUCUCCCGAGGCUUCCACUCGAUUUGGAACUGUGGUGGGGUUACAGGGGAUGAUAGCGGAACUACAAGUAUUGUACAAGUUUCCAACCGGAGGGAGAGCAAAGCUCACUCGAUGGGAGGCGCUGCAGCUGCCAGUCCCACGAACCGAGGUGUUUUUGAAGGAAGAGAUUCCAACAUGGGUCAGGUUCGGGAAUCUGGCAUUGUUUCUCGGGCAGACUAA
Messenger RNA from Cylindrotheca closterium, 1029 nucleotides. The record is from the annotation of a GenBank genome assembly. Lineage: Eukaryota; Bacillariophyta; Bacillariophyceae; Bacillariales; Bacillariaceae.